AUGGCACAAAUUUUUGAUACACAUCAUUAUUGCGAUAGUUAUGAAUGUGCUGCUAGUGUUAGUUUAAACGCUGGCUUAGAUCAAGAAGGUGGUGGAACUAGAGCUAUAGAAGCUUUAGGUAAAGCUAUUGACGAUGGUAAUGUUACAAUGGAUACAUUAAAUAACGCUGUUAGAAGACUACUUAAAACAAAGAUUGAAUUAGGCAUGUUUGAUCCACCAAAUAUGGUCGAGUUUAAUAGUUAUGAUUUUAAUGAUAUUGAAAAUGAGGCGCACUUGAAAUUAACUAGACAAGUUGCUCAACAAUCAAUCUGUUUAUAUAAAAAUACGAAUAAUAAUUUACAAAAAGCCCCGUUGCCUAUUCAAAAUUCGGCAAUUAACAAAAUUGGUUUAUUCGGUAUACAAUCAGUACA
Didymodactylos carnosus is the source of this 410-nucleotide messenger RNA. The record is from the annotation of a GenBank genome assembly. NCBI's taxonomy places the organism in Eukaryota, Metazoa, Rotifera, Eurotatoria, Philodinida, Philodinidae.